This is a messenger RNA of Megalopta genalis, 3792 nucleotides long. It is a transcript of the gene Ube4A, whose product is annotated as Ubiquitination factor E4A. The record is from RefSeq and is a predicted model, not a curated record. Gene Ontology annotation, molecular function: ubiquitin-ubiquitin ligase activity. Gene Ontology annotation, cellular component: cytoplasm; ubiquitin ligase complex; nucleus. Gene Ontology annotation, biological process: protein polyubiquitination; ubiquitin-dependent protein catabolic process; ERAD pathway. NCBI's taxonomy places the organism in Eukaryota, Metazoa, Arthropoda, Insecta, Hymenoptera, Halictidae.
GGAGCAGAACGCAACGUAUAGGAGUAGGGUGAAUAAUCCGAGGACAUUUCGUAGUUUACUUAAAUAUUUUUUAGCUUGAACAUUAAAUCCUAUCCACUUAUUUUUAGAUUAACUAUGCUUAUAUCAGUAGUGAUUGAGUUUUAACGGGAGAACAAUGUGCGACAAUGUGGACAACAAUCCGUUCGCUGGAUUGUUUUCAACUAUCAACGAUGCCGUGUCAUUCUCAUCGCAAAAUCAGACUAUUAUAAAGGAAAAUAACGAAAUCGAUUACGUUACGAAACUUGAGAAUAUAAAUGUACACGAUAGAACCAAAAUCACGAAUGUUGAAGGUUCGAAGGGUUCCCAAGACGAUGUGGUGGUUAAUCAUCUUUUCGCAGACGUGUUUGGAAUAACGUUACACGCUACAGGCACUGAUGUACACAAAAAUCAAAAAUUGGUGUUUAUCGACGUUGAUUCGAUAGAACAAGCAGUUUUUGAGCGAUUAAUGCUUCCCGACCCCGAGUCAAAAAUAGUGUCUUUUAAAGAUUCUCAAGAAAUUUCUGAUGAUUCUCAUGCACUAGAAAAGCAAGCAAUAUGUUAUUUAUUUCAAAGUUAUUGUCGUUUGCAACGCUAUCAGAAUGAGGAAGAACUUGGCGAUGUUGUCCAUAAAAUGCAACAAGUUAUUUUACAAAAUGCUGGAGUGGCAUUGCAGGAACCGGAUUUGUUCCAAGGACAAGAGAUUCACAAUCAGUUUAUUACAUUAUGUAAAGAUGAACAGGAGUUGAAAGCAGAGCUAACGUCGUUCACAGAAGGAAUUGUAAACAAAUUGCAAAUGGAAAACAAAGAGCAUGCCGUAGAUAUAAUUGCUGCAUCCUUUAGUCCUAUUCUUGAUAUAAUUCACAAGGAAGUAGCUCGGGCUAUUCUUAACUUUUUCCAUCAAUAUUGGUUCACAAUAUUAAAUAUGUUUUCUUCAAUAGAACCUUUAGCUAAACUAAUAAUCCAUCACAGUACUCCAAAGGGAAUAGUAGUCCAUGGUAAAGCUUACGCGGAUACAUUAUUGGGUGCACUUUUUAGUUUAAGCUGUUUGCCAAAAACAAAAGAUGAACCAUUCUAUUUUUUUCAAAAGUCGUUCGGACAGACUAACACCACCAUUGAAGACACUAUUUGGACUGCUCUGGAUACACUAAGUGAAUCUUUGCAUAAAGUCUUUCAUUUGUUGUUAAAACGUUCUGGUGAAAUUCGUAACUUAACACUCAUGUGGAUAGGCAAAUGUCUACGUUUAAACGCGAGUAGGGGUAAAAUUUCGAACACGCAGAACGAUAUGGGUCUGAACGGUAUGUUGUGUGUCUCCGAUGGGUUUAUGUUAAAUUUAGGAUAUGUAUUGCUGCGACUUUGUCAGCCAUUUUGCAUAAAACAAAAUCAAACAAAAGUGCCUAAAAUAGAUCCAACGUAUUGUGCAGUGGAGAUAACUGAAGAUGAUUCUUUGAACGAUGUUAUACAUUUAAAAGGAUUAUCCUCGGAAACUUGUUUAAUACCAACUUCAGAAGGCGGAGCCAGACCAGUCGCGAAAACAUUCAGUUUCACAACUGAAUGUUUUUAUCUAACUCACAGAGCUUUGGAUCUUGGUUACAGAGUAGUAUUAGAUAAGCUUAUAAGAGCAAAUCAGGAUUUGCUACAAAUCCAAAGAGUCUACGUGGACGCACAGAAUGGUGGCAGUUCUGAGGUAUUUGAAAUAAUAACACAACGCAUGGAGGAAGAAAUGACUAAGUAUUUAUCGUUAAAAGCAAGUUUGUUAGCCCCGGAGAUGUUAAAACUUUUAGCAAAAUUUCAUGCAACGACAGCGUUUUGGUUGGUACAAGUGUAUUUAAACAACGAGGAAGUCGCAGAGGAUAAAUCAUAUGAUUAUACUCCAAAAGAAUAUAUAGAGGUAACAUUUCCGUUACCGGAAACUGUUCCAGAUACUUUGAGAUGCAUUCCUGAAUUCGUUGUGGAGAAUACCAUUACAUUUUUAUGUUUUCCGUGCCGCAUGAAUCCAAAAGUUUUCGAGGAACAAGGCUCAUUCUUUUUAACACCUGUGUUGACAGAGAUCAUAGUACUGAUGGAAUCUCAGCAACGGUUAUAUAACCCUCAUUUACGUGCCCGGCUGGCAGAGGGUUUAGAAGCUCUUUUACCAAUGAAUGACAAAACUAUGAACCCGUGGAUGCUGAAUUUAGGAACAUUCCAGAGAGAACAAAUAUUUGUUACACAUCCCUAUAGACAACAUAUAGUCCCUAACUUACUUAAAGUAUUUGUAAGUAUCGAAAUGACAGGACAAAGCGUGCAAUUUCAGCAGAAGUUUAAAUAUCGUCGACCGAUGUAUAUCGUAAUGGAAUAUUUGUGGAAACUUCGAGAACAUCGUGAUACUUUUAUUGCUUUAGCUGAGGAAGCAGAAGCCAAUAUGGAAGCAGCUCAACCGCCAUUGUUUCUGCGUUUUAUAAAUCUUUUAACGAACGACGCGGUAUUUUUAUUAGACGAAGCACUUUCGAAUAUGGCCCAAUUAAAACAAUUGAUCCAGGCAAGGGAAAGCGGAGAAUGGAACAGAUUACCGCAACACGAACGUGACCAGCAAGUUCGGUAUUUGCUUGAUCUCGGAAUGAUUGCUAAAUUUGAUAAUAUAUUGGGGAAGAAAACAAUAGAAACGUUAAAGAUGUUGACGACAGAGAUAAAAUCGAUCUUUUGCCAUCCGACAAUGGUUGAUCGUAUUGCUUCGAUGCUUAAUUACUUGCUGCUUCAAUUAGUUGGACCGAAUAAAAAGAACUUGAAGGUGAACGAUCAAAAGGAAUACGCGUUUGAUCCAGCAAAUUUGGUGCUGAAUAUAUGCGAGAUUUAUGUAAAUCUUAGUCAAGUCGAAUCAUUCACACUGGCAGUUUCUCAGGAUGGUCGAUCAUAUAGACCUGAGCUGUUUCAAUUGGCUGACAAUGUUCUGGUUCGUAUUGGUGGUGUGGGUAUACUAGGUGAUUUGAACCAGUUCGCGAAAAACGUAGAAGCAGCCGCGAGUCAAAAGAGAGAGGAGGAGGAAAUACUGAUAGAUGCUCCUGAAGAAUUUCUUGAUCCUAUCAUGUCUACUCUGAUGACAGAUCCUGUAGUUCUACCAUCCUCAAAGAUAACGAUCGAUCGCCAGACCAUUGCAAGGCAUUUGCUGAGCGAUCAAACAGAUCCAUUUAAUCGAUCUCCUCUCACAAUGGAUAUGGUACAAUCAAACAUUGAACUUCAACAUAGAGUUCAAGAUUGGGUAAAGAAGAAGAAACAAGGAAGAAUGAAAAAUUGUCAAUAAUCAUUGGACAAGUAUAAAGGAAAAUUAAAAAUUUCACAAUUUUAAGAAAAAAGGAUAUAUAAUAAAUAUGUACACAAUAUUGACCUAUGACCUUUCUCAGACAAUGAGAAAGAAAGAAAAACACCGUCUAAUACAAGUCAAAUGUGUUAUACCUGUUGUUUUAAAUAGAUUUGUUUCGUGGCACAUACGGAGCAUAUGUUUUUGUAUACCAAUACUUCUGAUAAGUAUGUAGAAAUGUCAGUGUCGUUUUAUAAUUAGAGCCAUUAUAUAGAAUUUUAACGUUGCGGUUAGUACGAUAAAUCGUAUUCUGUAACAGAAUACAAUUAUGUAACGAUCUUUAUGUAAGACAACAUAGAACUAUAACAACGUUGUUACUACAUGAUACAUGUAAAGAAGAUACACUUUAUAAUGUUUCCUGCUCGUUUAAUCGACAUGAACGCUACUAACUUGAAGUAAAUUGCAAUAAAGGAGUCAUGGAUUUUACUGAUGUACAAGACAAA